AUGGAAGUCUCUGCCGGUGCUCGCUCUCCAUUUGUUCCGCUGGCUCCUGCGGCCGACCUUGGCAGCAGUGACCUCGGCAACAAAGUAGAGGAGCUAAGCUCCAUCGGCGGCCGUGGCUCCAUGGGCGGGGCAAGCGACAUCCGUGGCCGGGCUGGAUCGGACGGCGUGGGCGGCGGCUGUGGCCGGGCUGCGUCGGGCGCCGGUCGUGGCCGUGCCCGGGCUGCCCUGACUUUUUUAGCUUGGAAGAAAUUAAUGAGGAAGCAAACAGGACCAGGAUGGGAUAGAGCAAGAGGUGUUAUUGAUAUGGAUGAUGAGUGGUGGAAGAAGGCAAAAGCGAAAAUUCCAGGUGGUGGGAAGUUUAGGAAAAAACUAUUGCAAAAUGAGGAUGAUUUGUCAGUGAUAUUUGGUGAUAUAAUUAAUGAUCAAUCAGAUCAUUGGAAUCCUAUGAGCUCUAAUCCCAUUAUUCCGCCAUCUCAAGAGGUGCCUGCUGAUGUUGACAAUGGUAAUUUGCAUGAGUUUCUUGAUGAUUGUGACCAUGAUGCUGCCGUCGGGGAUGAAUCAGAUUAUCCCCAAGAGGUUUCUCCUUCUCCUACCAUUCUAUUGGUAAACAAAAGAAACCAACCAGCAAAGAAACCAAGAAUAGGCACAACACUAGUUAUUCAAGAGCAAGUAACUAAGAUUGCUGAGUCGGCCUCUUCUUUUACAUCUAAAAAACUAGGUGAAGUCACUGUCCAACAAGUCAUGGACCUAGUGUUGGAAUGUGGGGCAGGCUACGAUACAGAUGAGCACUACAUUGCUACAGAGUUGUUUGUGAAGAAGGACCAAAGGAAAAUGUUCAUGACCUUACCUACAAAUGAGACUAGAUUUAAUUGGCUUCGGAGGAAGUACAAUGCCAAGUAUAGCAAUUGA
Panicum hallii is the source of this 909-nucleotide messenger RNA. Its product is annotated as zinc finger CCCH domain-containing protein 43-like. The record is from RefSeq and is a predicted model, not a curated record. Bases 1 to 909 code for a protein of 302 amino acids. Lineage: Eukaryota; Viridiplantae; Streptophyta; Magnoliopsida; Poales; Poaceae. The transcript has 3 exons.